CUCCUCCUCCUCCUCCUCCUCCUCAUCGGCAAAGAUGACGUCCUCCGCCUCCACCGGCAACGGCCCCGCUCCGAACCACCUCACCCGCAUCAUCUCCGCCUGCUCCCGAUGUCGCUCGCGAAAGACAAAGUGCGACCAGAAGUUCCCCUCCUGCUCCGCCUGUCUCAAGGCCGGCGUCGAGUGCGUCGGCCUUGACGCCGCAACCGGCCGCGAGGUCCCGCGAAGCUACAUCGCCCACCUCGAAGACCGUGUCGCUUUCCUCGAAAUCCAGCUCCAGAACCAGGGAAUCCCCAUCGACCCCUCCGAAUCCACCUCGAACCGCCCGAAUCGAGACCCCACCACCAACUCCAACGACCCUGCCACCGCCGCCGCCGUCAAGACCGAAUCUGGCGCGGCCGCGGCCACAACGACCACCGAAAGACAGACACCGAAGGACGUCGACUCGCUGGUCUCUACAGUCGGUCUUGUGUCAAUGAAAGGUUCAAGCACGCUCAGCUCGCCUUCCUUCCUCGGACUAUCCUCCGGCAUCUCAUUCGCGCGUCUCAUGUUCGCCGCCGUCAAGCUUCGCGGCCAGGAAAUCCCCUCCGCAGCAAUGUCGAUCGCCUCCUCCGAGCAGCCCGACAUGACCGUCCGUCAGAAACCGGUCAAGAUCCAAUCGGCGUCACUGCCGUCCAAGGAAGUCGCCGAGACCCUGCUCGAAGUGUUUUUCAACCAGGCAAACGCUCAGAUCCCCAUCUUCCACCGCGACGACUUUAUCCACUCGUACUUUGAACCCGUCUACGGCGCGUACUCGGUGCAGACAAAGUUGGCAAACCUCAACAACGUGCGAAACGACUCGGUCUCGUCGUCGGCCGCUGGCUCGCCGACCGAGACCCGCGAAAGCGUAAAGGUAGAACUGCCGUCGCCUUCUAUGUUUGACAGUCUGAAAUCAGACGCAAAGAUUCAACAAUCCGCGACAGCAUCCGGCGCUUCCAGCAACGGAAACGGCACCGCCCACAGCAAUCCCCAUCCUCCUUUUACCAACGGCACAACCCACGAGCACCACCCUGCGGACUCUCCAGAGAUGCACAGGUCGCUCUAUUUCCUCAACCUGAUCUUUGCCAUCGGCGUCGCCGUCCAUCAGCAGCAGUACCCCGCACUCUUGUGUGAAUCCUACCAUGCCGCCGCGAUGCGCUACAUCGAGCCUGUGUUUGCCUCACCGGACAGAUUGGAGUCCUUGCAAGGAAUCCUACUUCUCGGUCUCUACUCCAUCAUGCGGCCCGCAGUUCCUGGCGUGUGGUAUGUGCUCGGAGUUGCGCUCCGUCUCUGCGUCGAUCUGGGAUUACACGUAGAAGGCGGCGUCAAGUCAUGGUCCGGCACCAACAUCGUGCCCAAGAACGGCCAGGGCUCGAGCAAGGAGUCUGAUCCGUUUGACGCGCGCACGCUCGAUCUCAGACGGCGACUGUUUUGGUGCACGUACGCGAUGGACAGACAGGUGUGCGUCUACCUCGGCCGACCGUUUGGAAUCGCAGAUAACAGCAUUAAGGUGCCCUUCCCGAGCGACCUCGACGACGUCUUCAUCACUUCUGAAGGAAUCGUGAAGCCGCCCGAAGACACGCCGCCUUCAUACAAGCAGGUAGCCGUGCACAUCUUCCAGAUCCGCCGUCUGCAAUCCGAAGUGCAGACGAUUCUCUACGAGCGCGCCGAGCUGCCGCGCCGGUUCGCGACGCUCAAGGAGUGGCAGACAAACAUGGCGCGGCGGUUGGAAGAAUGGCACAACUCGUCGCCAAAGUCGGCAAAGGAUAUGAACUGCAACUUUAACCUCUACUUCCUCGACCUCAACUACCAGCAAACCCGCCUUUUGCUGCACGGAAUCUCGCCCGCGAUCCCGAGACCGUCGGUUGAGGCGUUUUUCAUCAUUGCUGAUGCGUCAGAGCACGUCAUUCGCGCGUACAGACAGUUGCACAGGGAGAAGAAUAUCAACUAUACAUGGAUGGCGGUUCAUAACCUGUUCAUGGCCGGCACUUCCUAUCUCUACUGCCUCUACCACUCCAAGGAAGUCCGGCAACGAACGCGCAUGGACGUGAUUGACUUCAACACGAUGGCGUGUAUCCACGUGCUGAGCGGGAUGGUCGACAAAUGCGACGCAGCCUCGGGAUGCAGAGACACCUUCGAGCUCUUGACGGCCGCCAUCCUUCGUCUGUGCUAUAACGAAAAGGCGGCUGCGGGGGAGAUUGUACCUCCCCCCGGCCCGAUCGCGGGCGAAGGCGAAGGACGCUCGGGCGCGCGUAAUGCGACGCCGCCUGUGCCGCCUCCGAUGCCGCCACCUGCGAAACGGUCGAAACGCUCGCGGUCGUCGACGUCGUCGCAGACGCCGGCGUCGCUUCCCCAGAUCCCGUCCGCGCGGCCGGAUCGGAUUGAGCUGCCGGCGCCGCAGCCUCAGUAUCCGCAGAUGUACCCGAUGGGUCCUGGCGUUUCGCAGGAGUAUCAGUCCGCGACCUCGCCGUCUGCCGUGUCGCCUACGUCGAUGGUCCCUCCGAACCUGACGCCGACGUUCGAGCCCGCGGUGCCGUCGCAGGCGAGCACGCCGCAGUCGACGUCGUCCGCGACCGAGUCGGUGAAGAACUCGAACCAGAGCAGCGGCAUGUCGCCGUUUGCGUCGUUCGAGUCCAACACGCUGCAGUGGAUGACGGAGAUGGAGCCUGAUUUGGAUGAGAUCUUCAAGACGGCGGCGGAGAUCCAGGCGGUGCCGCCGAUGCAUGGGAACUUUACGCAUCCGGUUGCGUAUUCGGGAAACGUGAGCGGGAACACGCAGGGUGGGGGGUAUGCGUAUCAGUUUAGUCCUGGAGCGGCUGCGCAGCAGCAGUUUACGAAUCAGUAUUUCGGUGGUUCAGAUGUUGUGAAUUCUCCGGGAGACUCGACGAUGUCUGCGUCGUCUACGUCACCUUCGAUCUCGUCCGGCCAGCAAAGAUGGCAACGUCCAGCCUCGUUCUCGCAACAACAGCAACAGCAACAGCAACAAGGACAACCCGCGCCUCAACAGCACCUCCCCUCCGGCUCGUCAGGCCCGACCACGCCCAACUUCUACUCCGGUGUGCCGACGGUAGACGACGAGUACGACGGCCAGCGGAUCUACGAGAUGAUGUACGAGCUUCCGUCUGCCUCGAUCUGGGACCAAUUCUUCGCCGUCGGCAACGGCAACGCGAACUUCAACGUCGGAGGCGGGUUCGGCGGGAUGUUUGCCCCGCAGGUGUCGGCAGGGGGCAGCACGAGCAGCCAGGGCAGUCCUGUGACGAUGAGCUCGACGCCAGCGACUGGACCGCAGGCGCAGCAGCCUCCGUCGAGCCAGCAGGCGCAGCAGCAGUCUAACCCGACGCCGCCGCCGCCUCCGCCUUCUAUGAUGUCUCAUUUCUCACAAGCGCGAGCGGCGCAGCAGCAGCAGGCGCAGAGUCAGAGGUAUUAUUAGGGUGAGCGGCGGGUGACCACCGCCAUCUAUGAUGUCUCAUUUCUCACAAGCACGAGCGGCGCAGCAGCAGCAGGCGCAGAGUCAGAGGUAUUACUAGGUUGCAGCGGCGGGAUUGAUUUUACGGUACGGCGUUUUCGUUAUACAUUGGGAUAUUUCUUAUAUCUUUUUUUAUACAUUUUCAAGGGUUUAUUUGGUAAUCAUACAUCUUCUAUCUUCUUUUUAUUCUGGUUUUGGUUUUAUUUACCUCCUCCUCUUUUUUCAACUGGGUUUGGUUUCCGUCUGUAUUCUCAUGAUCAUUUCAUCUUCUUAUUUUCUCUUUCUUCUCUCUUUUUUUUUUUCUU
This is a messenger RNA of Myxozyma melibiosi, 3786 nucleotides long. RefSeq names its product fungal-specific transcription factor domain-containing protein. Lineage: Eukaryota; Fungi; Ascomycota; Lipomycetes; Lipomycetales; Lipomycetaceae. The transcript has 3 exons. Gene Ontology annotation, molecular function: sequence-specific DNA binding; DNA-binding transcription factor activity, RNA polymerase II-specific; zinc ion binding. The record is from RefSeq and is a predicted model, not a curated record. Bases 35 to 3445 code for a protein of 1136 amino acids. Gene Ontology annotation, biological process: positive regulation of transcription by RNA polymerase II; DNA-templated transcription.